AUGACCAUUCCGGAAGAUGUCGUGGGCCGAGUUCGAAAUGCCUCAUCGGUGCGGGUGAACUGCGCGCGAGGCCCCGCGGCCGUACUGUGGGUGCAGAGCCCCCACCACCCGCUCCUUCACCGGGAAGCGCAUACGGGGGGCCGCUCUGGAAGUCACCUGGGAACCGCGUCCCAGCACCGCUUGCCGCCCGCAGCCCCUGGGGUCUACGCUGACAUGAGCCGCUUCUGCGGCCAGUGUGGGACGCCAGCCUCGGUGACGGGUUCCCUCGGAGACAUGGAGUCCAGAGAGGAGGUCCAGGCCACGGACGCCAGCCUUGCAGAGCGGGAGGCCGCGGCGCCCGAGCCCCGGAGCCCUUCCAGCGCAGGGAUGCUCCCCGCCCCCGACGUGCUGCUGCUCAUUGUCAUCUUUGCCGUCAUCCUCACGGUCGCACGUUGCCCGGGGAUGCAGCCAGGACUCGGCGGCCUGUCUCAGCCCUCUCUGAGCCUCCGUGUCCGCAUCUGCGGGCCGGACGUUAAGUCACCCCCACCGCCACCACCCCCCACAUCCCCAGGAGGCCCCGAGGAGACUGAGGGGACGGAGCCCGGGCCCCGGGAGGAAGAGGAGGAGGAGUCGGGCAGCCCCUGGAGCGGGCCAGAUACGGACUCGGGGGCAGUGGGCGGCAAUGGGCAGAUAUGCGGCUGCGCCAACCGCCGCAGCGGCACCGCCUAUCAUGCCCGCACAGGCCACGCUAUCGCCCGCCGGGAAGCCAGGGGGGCCCAGGGGGCUCUUAUCUCCCUGUGUCGGCCUGGGGCACCGGGGCUUCGUGGGCGGCGGCGGAGCGCGGGACCACCCUCUCCAAGCCAGGCCCUGCGGGCGGAGCCCGGGGCCCACCCACAGCCCGAGCCCGCUCCCCCGUCCACGGUGCCACACAGUCCUGACCUGGGCCACGGCUGCACCCCGGAAACACCCCGUGAGGAGCAGGGGGAGCCCUCGCUCUCCAGCCGUCCCGGCGGCGGCCCUGUGGCCUGGGGCAUCCACCAACCCCUGGAGCCCGACGCCCCCUCCGUGAACAGCCACAGGCACGCUGGGGAGGACGGGUUGGCACUGCACAAGCGUAGCACCGUGGCUGUGGCUGGCGCCAUCGCUGUUACGAGUGCCAUCACUGUCACGGCCCGCUGGCACGCGGACAGGCCCGGCUGCCGGCUGUCCCCUCUCUCUGGAGACCCGGGGCCUGCCGCGCCCCAUUCUGGGCCCAGGAGGGAAACCGAGGCGUCGCUGCCGGUGCUGACGGCAGUCAUGGGUGCAGGGCCUCGCGUCUGUGCUGUUCGUCACGGGGUCACCCCUCAGCCCCAGGGAGUGGGCUGGAAGGAGGGCAGGAGGACACUGUGGCCCGGUGGUGGCAGUAUCGCCGUAGUCUGUGUGGUCCACGACGUCCUCACGGGCACCUGCGUCAGCACCCGCUGCUGCCCCCAGUGGGGCCAGGCGCUUGCUGGGCCAGGCGGGACGGGCCCUGCCCACGGUGGGAGACUCGGGGUGUGCAGCCGCCGAGAGGCCUGGACAGGCCGCGAGUCCCUGAGCUCCGGGGUGACUGGAAGGGUGUCAGGCCCCAUCGCGGAGGAGCCGCCGUCUGCCCCUGGGCAGCGGCUGCACCGCACACUCCAGGCCCAGGCGGGGGUUGUGCUCCCCUCCACGCCCACUGCCCCUUGCGGCCUCUCUGUGGACGGCAGCCUGCGAGCCACCAGCAGUGAGGAGGCGGAGCCCGAGUGGCUGUGCCCUCCCCGGGGUCACAGGUUCAGGGAGGUGAGAACAGAUGCGGGAGGCGGCGGCACGGGCCACGGGUGCCCGUCCUGUGCCCGGCGGGAACAGCUGCCCUCUCUCCCAGGCCGUUCCCCCUCCAAACACAGCGCUAAAUCCGCGAUGUUGGGGACACAGCUGUCGGUGGCCCGGCCCCGAGUGGCCAACAGUCCAGCCAGGAGACAGAGAGUAAAAUCGAGGCGUCCACUCCAGGGCUCCCUCGGAGGCGACGAGCUGGAGCCGGUGAUGCAGGACGGCCGGAAGCACGUGCGGGCCCGACUCAGCCUCGCCGCGGGCCUGUGCUGGGGCCCAUUCGCCGGGAACGUCCAGACCAGAGCCUCGUCGCCCCGGCAGGCAGAACCGAGCCCAGCCCUGACCCUGCUGCUGGCGGAUGAGGCCUGCUGGCUGAGGACGCUGCCCCAGGCCCUGACCCAGGCCGAAGCCAACGCGGAGAUCUACAGGAAGGAUGACGCCCUCUGGUGCAGGGUCACCAAGCCGGUGCCCGCAGGUGCACUCCUGAGUGUGCUCCUCACCACCGAGCCCUGCGGCAUCCCCAGCCACCCCGUGAAGAAGGAGCCGGCAGAGCCCGCGUGCCCAGCCCCCGCGCACAGCGACAUCCAGCUCCUGCCCCAGCAGGCCGGGAUGGCGUCCAUCCUGGCCACGGCCGUCGUCAACAAGGACGUCUUCCCCUGCAAGGACUGCGGCAUCUGGUACCGGAGCGAACGCAACCUCCAAGCCCACCUCCUCUACUACUGCGCCAGCCGCCAGAGCGUCGGCUCCCCGGCCGCGGCGGCCGCGGACGAGAAACCCAAGGAGACCUACCCCAACGAGCGCGUCUGCCCCUUUCCGCAGUGCCGCAAAAGCUGCCCCAGCGCCAGCUCCCUGGAGAUCCACAUGCGCAGUCACAGCGGGGAGCGGCCGUUCGUGUGCCUGAUCUGCCUGUCGGCCUUCACCACCAAGGCCAACUGCGAGCGGCACCUCAAGGUGCACACGGACACGCUGAGCGGUGUUUGUCACAGCUGUGGCUUCAUCUCCACCACAAGGGACAUCCUCUACAGCCACCUGGUCACCAACCACAUGGUCUGCCAGCCUGGUUCUAAGGGUGAGAUCUACUCGCCAGGGGCCGGACACCCCGCUGCCAAGCUGCCCCCAGACAGUCUGGCCAGCUUCCAGCAGCACCCGGCCCUGCACAGCCCGCUGGCCUCCGCUGACCUGGGCCUGGCGCCCAGCCUAUCGCCAGGACUGGACAGGAAGGCCGUGGCCGAGGCCACCAACGGAGUGGUCCCCCAGAAUGGGGGCAGCAGCGAGUCCCCAGCAGCCCCCAGGAGCAUCAAGGUGGAGGCUGCGGAAGAGCCGGAGGUGGCCCGCGCCCCUGGCGAGCCAGGGCCCCAGGCCCCAUCAAGGACACCGUCGCCGCGAAGCCCCGCCCCGGCCAGGGUGAAGGCCGAGCUGUCCAGCCCCACGCCGGGCUCCAGCCCAGUGCCGGGGGAGCUGGGGCUGGCCGGGGCCCUCUUCCUGCCGCAAUAUGUGUUUGGCACUGACGCUGGCGGGGCGCCCCCAGCCUCGGAGAUCCUGGCCAAGAUGUCCGAGCUGGUGCACAACCGGCUGCAGCAGGGCGCUGGGGGUGCGCAGGCCGGCCUCUUCGCGGGGGCCCCCAAGGGCGCCACGUGCUUCGAGUGCGAGAUCACCUUUAGCAACGUCAACAACUACUACGUGCACAAGCGCCUCUACUGCUCCGGCCGCCGCGCGCCCGAGGACGCGCCCGCCGCGCGCAGCUGCAGCCCGCGGCCCGGCCCGCCCCCAUCGCCGCCGCCGCCACCGCCCUCCCUCUCGGACAAGGGCGUGCAGACCCCGGGCAAGGGCGCGCCGGUGCCCGUGCCCAACGGCAACCACAGGUACUGCCGUCUGUGCAACAUCAAGUUCAGCAGCCUGUCCACCUUCAUCGCCCACAAGAAGUAUUACUGCUCCUCGCACGCCGCCGAGCACGUGAAGUGA
Propithecus coquereli (Coquerel's sifaka) is the source of this 3768-nucleotide messenger RNA. RefSeq names its product zinc finger protein, FOG family member 1 (gene ZFPM1). The record is from RefSeq and is a predicted model, not a curated record. Gene Ontology annotation, biological process: negative regulation of transcription by RNA polymerase II; megakaryocyte differentiation; heart development. Gene Ontology annotation, cellular component: nucleus. Bases 1 to 3768 code for a protein of 1255 amino acids. NCBI's taxonomy places the organism in Eukaryota, Metazoa, Chordata, Mammalia, Primates, Indriidae. Gene Ontology annotation, molecular function: RNA polymerase II-specific DNA-binding transcription factor binding. The transcript is spliced from 23 exons.